AUGGGUUUUUCACCUUAUUCUGCAUCUAGGGAGCUUUUAGCAGCCUUCCUGGCAUGGCUUGAGGCCUCAAGUAGAGUAGCAGAAAUAUUGAUUUGCUUGGCAGCAGUGGCAAGAAAGUAUAAGUUGUAG
Messenger RNA from Dentiscutata erythropus, 129 nucleotides. The record is from the annotation of a GenBank genome assembly. NCBI's taxonomy places the organism in Eukaryota, Fungi, Glomeromycota, Glomeromycetes, Diversisporales, Gigasporaceae.